AUGUCUCCGAGAAGCCACCGUCGUUGCCUUGGUCUGUCGUCUUUCUUGGCUUUCACAACCGUCCUCAUCUGUGAUCAUGUCACAGAGGCCAGGCAUUAUUCCGCCGGUGCAGAUCGAACUGCUCCUUCUUCCCGUCCCUCCCGUUCUUAUGGCCCCCCUCAACCUUAUGACUCCGCCCGCACUUUCGACGUUCGAUCUUUCGGUGCCGCCGGCGAUGGCAUGAAGGAUGAUUCUGAGGCACUUCUGACGGCAUGGAAGGCUGCUUGCUCAGUUGAAUCUGCCACCAUUGAAAUCCCAUCAGAUUUUAUGUUCCUCAUUGGACCAGUUACUCUGCCUGGCCCCUGCAAGCCUAACCUUGUUCUUCAGAUCGAUGGGGUUAUACUGGGCCCUUCAGAUUUAAGCGGCUGGCCUCGUUCUGGGCUUCUGCAAUGGAUCAACUUCGAAGGGCUCCAAGACUUCACCAUCAGAGGAAGUGGAAUUGUAAAUGGCCGAGGAUCGGCUUGGUGGAGACGCUCCACAGGCACAAAACCUACCGCGAUUAGAUUCUACGGGAGCCAUAACAUUAUCGUGCAAGACAUUACCCUUCAAAACAGCCCUCAAUGCCACCUGAAAUUCGACGGCUCCAGCGGCAUCCUCGUGUCGAAGGUCAGGAUCUCGUCGCCGGAAAACAGCCCCAACACCGACGGAAUCCACCUCGAAAACACCAAGGACGUAGAAAUCGAGGACUGCAUCAUUGCAUGUGGCGAUGACUGCAUAUCGAUACAGACGGGAUGCAGUGACGUUCAUAUUCAUGGCAUCCGCUGUGGCCCUGGACACGGGAUAAGUAUAGGGUCGCUCGGAAUAGGUGGCACCGAAGCAUGUGUGAACAACAUAACCGUUGAAGACAGCAGCAUCCACAGUGCCACAAACGGAGUCAGGAUCAAAACCUGGGCGGGAGGAAGAGGCAUGCUCAGGGGGGUGACCUUCUCCGGCAUCUCCGUCUCCAACGUCGACAAACCCAUCGUCAUCGACCAGUUCUACUGCGACGGCCAGCACUGCCCGAGCUGGGGAGACGCCGUCUCCGUCUCGGCCGUCACCUUCAGCCGCAUCACCGGCACCUACGCCGUGCAGCCCGUCUAUCUCGCCUGCAGCCCCAAGCAGCCCUGCACCGACCUCACCUUCACCGGCAUCCAGCUUUCCAGCGCCUCAGGUGGGUCCGGUCUCCAGCCACUCUGCAGCAAUGCCUAUGGCGAUUCCACGGCCCCCAUCUCUCCCCAGGCCAUCGACUGCCUGCAGAAGGGCAACCGCCUGUACACGGCCUCCGCCCAUUCCCAGCGCCCCUACACUUGCUCCCCUUAACACGACGAGAUGGUCGAUCGAAUUUAACCUGCCUGCCUGGUGGCCGCCCACUGC
Nymphaea colorata (pocket water lily) is the source of this 1392-nucleotide messenger RNA. RefSeq names its product polygalacturonase At1g48100-like. The record is from RefSeq and is a predicted model, not a curated record. Gene Ontology annotation, molecular function: polygalacturonase activity. The coding region runs from base 1 to 1338 and encodes 445 amino acids. Gene Ontology annotation, biological process: carbohydrate metabolic process. NCBI's taxonomy places the organism in Eukaryota, Viridiplantae, Streptophyta, Magnoliopsida, Nymphaeales, Nymphaeaceae. The transcript has 7 exons.